Molecule: messenger RNA, 381 nt
Organism: Vanessa atalanta (red admiral)
Lineage: Eukaryota; Metazoa; Arthropoda; Insecta; Lepidoptera; Nymphalidae
Product: small integral membrane protein 20
Exons: 5
Coding region: 77-301 (74 amino acids)
Biological process (GO): mitochondrial respiratory chain complex IV assembly
Cellular component (GO): mitochondrial inner membrane
Source: RefSeq, a predicted model, not a curated record
CGCGAUUAAACUAAGAUUUGAAGUGAAAUAUAUUUCCAAUGCAAAAGUUUGAGAAAUAAUAAUAAAAAUACGGAAAAUGGCUUAUUAUAGGCGUUGGAGAUAUGCAGCGUUCUUAGGCGGAUUCGUCGGUUUGCUAGGACUGACUUUAUACCCUAUCGCUAUAAGCCCAAUGAUAGACCCAUCGGAAUACAAAAAGAUUCAAAAGGAAACCAGAAAGAAUAUAAGGCAAGAGGAUAUCCAACCAGGAAAUAUGAAAGUCUGGUCAGAUCCAUUUGACCGUAAAAAGCCUCAAAAUGAAUAAAUUAUGUAGGAUUAUUAAAUAGUUAAUGUAUUGAAAUAAAUUUAAUUAGUUGUUUUUAAAAUAAAAAAUACAUAAAAUUC